ACACAAGCAGCCCGUCUCUGUCCCCCUGUCUUUCCUGUCCAAUGUCUCACUGAGCAGGCUGAGCCACGUGCAUGUGCUAGAUCUACACAGCCCCCUCUUUCGUACUUAUUUGUGUUUCUUUGAAACACAACGACAUCAUGGUGAAGCUAGCAAAGGCAGCAAAUAAACAAGUCUCUCAGAAAAAAAAGGCACCCCCGCCACCCAAACAAGUGGAGGAUGAGUCCAGUGAGGAAGACAGCAGUGAAGAGGAGGAAGAGGCUCCUCCACCAAAGGUGAAAAAGGCUACACCUGCUAAAGCUAUUCCUACGAAGGCUACACCUGCCAAGAAUGGCAAGGCUGUUAAAAAGGCAGAAAGCAGUGACGACGACGAUGAUGAUGAUUCAGAAUCUGAAGAGGAAACUCCCCCAGCAAAGGCCACCCCAGUCAAAGCUGCGGCCAAGGCUCCUCCAAAAAAGACCCAAGAUUCAGAUGACGAUGACGACGAUGAUGAUGAUGAUGACUCAGAAGAGGAGGUGCCACCCCCCAAGAAAGUCCCUGCUAAACCUGCUGCUAAACCUGCCGCCAAGGCCCCAGCCAAAGCUCCAGCAGCUGAAGAAUCAUCUGAUGAUGAUGAUGAUGACGAGGAUUCAGAAGAAGAGAUGCCAGUGAAGAAGGCCCCUGCUGCUAAAGUUGCAGCUAAACCUGCAGCAAAAGCCAAGGCCGCAGCCACAAAAGAGGAAUCUUCAGAAGAUGAUGACGAAGAUGAUGAUGAUGAAGAUGAAUCUGAGGAAGAAAUGGACACAACACCAGCCCCUGCCAAGGCUAAAAAGGCGGGCAUGGUGAAGGCAAAGGAGGAGUCGGAAGAUGAAGAGGACGACGACGAUGAUGAGGAAGACGAUGAUGACGACGAGGAGGAAGAAGCUCCAGUGACUCCUGCAAAGAGGAAGGCAGAAGCCAAAAAGGAAACUCCACCUGCCAAGAAGGCAAAAACCGAAGGAGAAGGAUUUUGUCUAUUUGUAGGAAACCUUAAUACAAACAAAGACUUUGAUGAGAUUAAGUCUUUGCUUAGGAAAUUCUUUUCGAAAAAUGAGUUGGAAGUUGUUGAUGUUCGGUUAGGAGGAUCAAAGAAAUUUGGGUAUGUUGACUUCUCUUGUGAAGAGGAUUUGCAGAAGGCACUGGAGCUCAAUGGCAAGAAGUUUAUGGGCCAGGAAAUGAAGCUGGACAGAGCCCGGAGUAAAGAGAAUUCACAGGAGGGGAGGAAAGAAAGGGACACCCGCACCUUAUUUGUGAAGAACCUUUCCUUCUCUGUAACGGUUGAUGAACUUAAAGAAGUCUUUGAAGAUGCCGUAGAUGUUCGGUUACCCCAAGGACAGAACGGUUCCAACAGAGGCAUUGCAUACAUAGAAUUCAAAUCUGAAGCAGAAGCUGAGAAGAUGCUAGAACAAGCCCAGGGAACAGAUAUUCAGGGAAGAGCCAUCAUUGUUGACUUUGUUGGAGAGAAAAGCCAACAAAAAGGAGGCAGAAUGGGAGGAGCUGCACCUGCAGCAGCCUGUAAAACGCUGGUGGUAAACAAUCUGGCCUUCAGUGCCUCAGAAGAAACCUUGCAGUCCACAUUUGAAAAGGCAGUGUCAAUAAGAAUCCCUCAAAAUAAUGGAAGGCCUAAAGGAUUUGCCUUCAUCGAAUUUGACAGCACAGAUGAUGCCAAGGAGGCUCUUGAAAACCUGAACAACACCGAGAUUGAUGGCCGGUCGAUUAGGCUGGAGUACAGCUCAAACUCUAGAGGUGAUGGAGGCCGAGGGAAUUCAGGUCCAACAAAGACCCUGUUUGUAAAGGGUCUUUCAGAGGACACAACAGACCAGUCACUCAGGGAGGCAUUUGAAGGUGCAGUUGGGGCCAGGAUAGUGACGGAUCGCGAAACGGGGGCAUCAAAAUGUUUUGGCUUUGUGGACUUUGACAAUGAGAGUGACUGCAAAGCGGCGAAGGAGGCCAUGGAUGAUGGAGAGAUCGAUGGAAACAAAGUAACUUUGGACUAUGCCAAGCCCAAGGGUGACGGUGGAUUCCGUGGGGGCCGAGGGGGCGGCCGUGGGGGAGGCAGAGGUGGUUUCGGGGGGUUCGGUGGUCGUGGCGGAGGAGGCAGGGGAGGCAGAGGUGGCUUCGGUGGACGUGGAGGAGGAAGGGGUGGACGAGGAGGAUUUGGAGGUGGAAGAGGUGGUGGUGGAUUUGCCAAACCACAGGGAAAGAAGAUAAAGUUUGAUGACUAAAUGACUUGGUCAUCAAACUUUUUUUUACUUUUGAAUGGACUCUGGUUUCAUCGUUUUCAGAGCUUUUGGACAUUCCAGAAAGCAUCAUCCAUGUUAUUUAACUUUAAUGGGCAUUUUAGGCCUAUAUUGUAUACCCCACAACACCAUCCUGCUCUGUGCCAGUAAGGUACUCUUGUCUUGUACUCAAUUUGAGUACUGAAUGUCCCUGCAGCAAACUUGCCCCAUCCAACCCUAUUCUCUCAAUGGAUGAAAUGUAUGGUUUGCUGUGAAAAGCAUUUUGUCAAAUUCAUGUAAAAAAUGUUUAUUUCAUUUUACAUUUUGUAAAUGAUACAAUUGUAUCCAUGUUUUGUUCUUAUUGUCUUUAGUUUGCUUUAGGUGUCAAGUUUUACUUGUACUGUGUAAAGCAUAUUUUGAUAAAUAUGAGGCUGUGUGGUAAGUGAGUAAUGUGCAUUGUGCUGUUCCAUCUGUGGGAUGGGACGCAGUCGGUGAGUCAGAAUUCUUCCCACAAUAUUUGUAGUGCAUCGACUAAUUACGCCUAAUGAAAAUAAAUCCCAGUAGGUGAUUUUUAAAAUG
Molecule: messenger RNA, 2813 nt
Organism: Boleophthalmus pectinirostris (great blue-spotted mudskipper)
Lineage: Eukaryota; Metazoa; Chordata; Actinopteri; Gobiiformes; Gobiidae
Gene: nucleolin
Product: nucleolin
Exons: 16
Coding region: 138-2240 (700 amino acids)
Cellular component (GO): cytosol
Molecular function (GO): mRNA binding
Source: RefSeq, a predicted model, not a curated record